CAUGUUCAGUUUGGGUAAAAGUAACUGAGCUUGAAUGAUCACAAUACACUAUUGGAAUUAAUUGAUAUUCUCUCAAUGAAUUUGCUAAGUUUUAUCCCCUCGGAACGGUUUAGCUGGUCAGCUGGUACAGCAUUAGCUGUUUGGCUAAUUCUUCUGUGCUAACUGGACAAUGAGAGGUCCAUCCAUAGGACGAAAGAACAUUUGUGUCUUGAGGAAGAUCUGGUAAGAGUACACUCAAAAUGAGCAAGAAACCUCCAAAUCGACCAGGGAUCUCUUAUGAGGUUGGUGCCAGGGUUGAGGCCCAGGACUAUCUGCAAAAAUGGUACCCUUCACGUAUCGAGAAGAUUGAUUAUGAUGAGGGAAAGAUGCUUGUGCAUUUUGACCGUUGGAGCCAUAGGUACGACGAAUGGAUUCUCUGGGACAGCAACAGACUUCGGCCAUUAGAGAGACCGGCGCUCCGCAAAGAGGGUCUCAAAGAAGAGGAGGUGUCUGAGAGUUUCAGCGAGAUGAGAGCAUCUCGCCUUCGUGAGCUUCCUGGAAGUACAGAGAGCACAGAGGACCAAAAAGACUUACCUCAGCAGAGACAAGAAUUGAGAGAUGGUGAGGAGGUGCUUGCCCGAUGGACAGAUUGCCGCUACUACCCUGCCAAGAUUGAAAGUAUCAACAAGGAAGGCACUUACACUGUACAGUUUUAUGAUGGAGUCUUUCGCUGUGUGAAAAGAAUCCAUAUCAAGUCCAUGCCAGAAGAUGCAAAAGGACAACAGGACUGGAUCGCUCUGGUGAAGGCUGCCUCUGCUGCAGCCAAGAAUAAAGGAGUGAACAGACCACGUACCAGUGCCAACAGCAACAAGGACCGAGAGGACAGGAGAGAACAACGAUCAGAUGAAGAGCUUGAUGAUGAUGAUGAUGAUGAUGAUGACAACGAUGAUGAUAGUGAAUCAGAGAAACUUGCAGACCUAGACUCAGAAGAGGAGGACAGUAAGCCGGCUAUUGAGGAGGACAGUAAGCCGGCUAUUGAGGAGGACAAUAAGCCGGCUAUUGAGGAGGAGAGUAAGCCAGUUAUUGAGGAAGACAGUAAGCCGGCUGUUGAGGAGCUUGAAUCAGCUACAGCAAAGAGAAGGAGCAAAAGACAAGGCAACUCAAGUAGCAGUAAAAGGACUCGUCUCGGCAAAGGGACAGGAUGUCCUGACACUGAGUCUGAAUGCAAAGCAGAGUCAAAAGAGUGUCCAGUAACAUCACAGCAGAAAGUGUCAGGUGCAGAGGCUAGUCCAGUUGAAGAGAAAUCCCAGUCUGUCAGUGCCCAAAGAACCCCAGCAUCUCUCUCUAGCCCAUCCCUGUGCAAGUCUCGCUCAAGAAGACUUAAACACGACUCGGGAGAGUCCACGUCUAGCAGUCAGAACACAUCCACAGCCCCCGAACCCAGUCCUUCAUCCAUUUCGAGACACACGCUUCCAGACAGCACACACACUGCCCCCUCCAACUCCCCCCAGAGAAGGAGACGGUCUCAGCGUCUAGCGACAAGCUCUGACCAGGCUUACCCCUCUUCGCCACACAUGAGGGAUUCUUUCACUCAACCUCCUCCCCCAGAUGGCUCUCAGAAACCUGCACUCUCUUUUGAAGAAGACAGCAGCACUGCAGUUAAAACAGAAGAUCCUUCACAAAAGCCAGUUUCAGGAAGCCCAUCCACAGCUCCUCCCACUGGCAGUGUUCAGUCACCAAUCACUGAGAAGGACAAGAUGACCGACAUGUUGCCCAAUAAUCAAACAACACUUGAAGAGAACUCACCUUCUGUAGUGACAGCUGCAAGUCAGAAAAUUCCUUACAGGACUCCUAAAGCCAACAAACAUGCCAGAGAGCCAAUUAUAAACAGCAAGAAGUCUGAUGACCCCACUGCUCCCAAUGAGUCUCUAAUAGACCUGGACCAUAAUAAAUUCAAGUGUAAAGUCCCUGGAUGCGCUAAAGCAUUCCGGAAAGCAAAGCUGCUGGACUAUCACCUGAAGUACUAUCAUAACACUGAGAAAGAAAUGGACAGCGAGGUCUGCUCACCAGACAGGGUGGGCCGCACCAGGGCCACGUCUGCUUCCAUGCCUACAAGCACCUUGUCAGAUAUUCCAGAUAACAAGAGACGCAGGACCGUCUCUACUUCUUCCUCUCUGUCCUCUCAGGGCUUCAUGCUUCAAAUGGACAGUGCUGGCUGUGUGAGGCCUCCUAAGUUCUGUAAGAAGAAACGUUCCUCUGCCUCUGUCAGUUCAGACAGUACGGAGGUCUCCCUGCCCCCUCCAACCUUUGAAAACCUCCAUGACAAGAUUCUCAAGAAGGACAAGCACCUAGAUGGGCUUUGUAUAAAGACAGAACGGAAAUUCAAACUGGAGGAUAAAUGUCAGUUGUUUGCGAAAAAGCGGGAUAAAGACAGGAGGGACAGGAAAGAUAAGGACCUUUUCCGAAUUAAACAGAAGAAAAAGAAAAAAAAGAAGAAGAAAUCAAAACUGCACUGUUAUGCAGACCUGGAUGAGAUGUCAUUGUCUUACUUGGAAAGACCGUCUUCCCCACUACAUCGUUCUUCCUCUAGUGCCUUCAAGCACAGCACCUUCCAAUACCCUCGUGCCAUACUGUCUGUUGACCUCACUGGGGAGAACCUGUCAGACAUCGACUUCCUGGAAGAUUCAACCACUGAGAGUUUGCUGUUCAGUGGAGAUGAGUAUAACCAGGAUCUAGACUCAAUCACUAUGGAGGACUUCCAGGAUGAGGAUGAAGUUGGUGCAGAUGAAAUUGUUCGCUGCAUCUGUGAGAUGGAUGAAGAAAACGGCUUCAUGAUUCAGUGCGAGGAGUGUAUGUGCUGGCAGCACAGUGUGUGUAUGGGACUUUUGGAAGAUAGCAUACCCGAUCAAUACAUCUGUUACAUCUGUCGGGACCCACCAGGUCAGAGGUGGAGUGCUAAAUACCGUCAUGAUAAAGACUGGCUCCAAAAGGGCCACAUGUAUGGCCUGUCCUUCCUCUCAGAAAACUACUCGCAUCAGAACGCCAAGAAAAUUGUGUCCACUCACCAGCUGCUCGCUGAUGUUUACAGUGUUAAAAACUUGCUUAAUGGCCUGCAGCUGAAGAUGGAUAUAUUACAGAACAAGCAUAACCCAAGUUUGCACUUGUGGGCUCGGUCUUGGGUGAACUCUGAUGAGGACCAGCCUAUGGGUGGGGUUCCGGACUGCCUACAUUUCAAAGAGCACCUCAACCAGAACUCAAACCCUGAAACUUAUAUUACCAGCGAGCACAGCUACCAGAAACCUGGUACAGGCCUCGAACACGCAAGGGAUGAACAGGGGAUGCAUACAGCCGCUCAAUUUAACCUAAAGGAAGAAGAGGUGAGCAGUGCCAUUGCUCUUUCCGGCAGUGUGAAUGAUAGUAGCCUGGGGUCCAUGGAACAGGCCAGGAACUGCCUGCAGUGGCAGAUGAACCUGCUUACACACAUAGAGGACAUUCAGAACCAGCUGUCUGGCCGCAUGGACCUCAUCGAGAAAGAGCUUGAUGUGCUGGAGAGUUGGUUGGACUUCACGGGUGAAUUGGAGCCCCCCGAUCCCCUGGCCAGACUCCCACAGCUAAAGUGUCGCAUCAAACAGCUUCUGACAGACCUGGGAAAAGUGCAGCAAAUGAGCACCCUCUGCUCUGUGUGAUACACACAUUUAUAGUGUGUGUUUUGAGCUUCUAACAACAUAACGUUUCUUCACACACAACUCUACUACUGGAGAAGGUGUAUUCGACACUGUUCAGUAGAUGCCCUCUCUGAGAAAUAAAUUUGUUGGCCAUCUUCAAGUGUAAGAUAAGGAAAAUUCACACUUAAUGUGUGAAACAGGAACAUGUCAGUGUGUUUGUGCUGAGUCAAAACCACAUAUCUGCUUAAAGAUGUUGUUCUCCAAAAUAGGAAGAGAUCACUAUAGCAGAAUUAUUCUUUCACAUGUUAACAGAAGGGAAUAUUAUCCAAAAAACAAACAAAAGAGGUCACAGAAACAGAAGAGGUCACAACACCACACACAGAUUAAAGUUUUAGCCUUUUUUGCAUCAGUUAGACCCCAAAAGUAAAUUUCAACUCUAUUUCCACUCUGUGAGGUGAGAUUUCUUAAGGAAAUAGGAACUUGACUCAAGUGGGUCACUGAUAGCAGACUGUUUAAGAGUUCAUUAGCGUUUGAUUAAAAAAAAGUUUAAGUUUUCGCCACUUAAAAAGUCACUUUGAAGUGCCAAGAAAACAGACCACUGUGAUCUGGUUGCUCAGAUACGCACAGUUCAGAAUUUUCAUGUUCUUGAAAUGAAUGUUGCAUUUUAGGCCAGGAUUGGGUUUAGCGGUCUUAUACACUGGCACUAAAUGUUCACAAUGCCAACAAAUUCAUUAAAGCAACACCUAGAUAGUUUUCUUACAAUAACUCAUCUGAUACUUUAGCAUGUUUUUCUGCAGUCUGAAUGGAUGCUGUA
Messenger RNA from Pimephales promelas (fathead minnow), 4458 nucleotides. RefSeq names its product PHD finger protein 20 like 1 (gene phf20l1). Gene Ontology annotation, cellular component: NSL complex. Lineage: Eukaryota; Metazoa; Chordata; Actinopteri; Cypriniformes; Leuciscidae. The record is from RefSeq and is a predicted model, not a curated record. Gene Ontology annotation, biological process: regulation of transcription by RNA polymerase II.